AUGGAUGAGAAUCUCGACGAAAACGCCAUCCGCGAGAUCGAGGAUGAGCUCAAUACAAAGAUUUACCCCGGCACUGAAAUUAUGCGAGACGUCGGAAAUCACCACUUCGUCAAGGCCGGCGAUAGAGUUGGCGAAGCCCAAGUGCUGGUCCCUCAGCCUUCGAACGACCCUCACGAUCCGCUGAACUGGAAUAAGAAAUGGAAGACCAUCACUAUCAUCUGUGGAAGCCUUCUGUCGUUCAGUUUGAAUCUGGGACCGCUAGCUAAUGCUCCUUUAUUUGAGGCCUAUAUCCACGAAUGGGGCUGCAGUCUUGCCGAAGCAAUCCAAUUCACUGGUAUCGCCAUUCUGGUUCUCGGUUUCAGCAAUUUCAUCUGGGUUCCAAUGUCGACCUGCUUCGGCCGCAGGCCCGUGAUGAUUUUGAGUUCUCUCAUCUGCGCGAUAUCUUCCAUCUGGAGGGCUAGGGCAACAAGUUAUGGCUCCUUCAUGGGAGCGUCAGUUUUGAACGGAAUCGGAGCUGGACCUUGCGAGACCGUCAUGCCUCAGAUCAUCGCCGACAUGAUCUUCCUGCAUGACCGGGGAAAAUACCAGACCCUUUAUUUCACUACAUACUUCAGCUCUCUGAUGAUUGGUCCAAUCAUUGCCGGAGCCAUGGCAGAUCAUCACGGCUGGAGGAGCUUCUGGUGGUGGAAUACCGCUCUCCUAUUUUUCACCUGUGCUGUCAAUGCCUUCUUUUUUCCCGAAACUAGAUAUCACCGGGAGAUGCCCGCAGCUCUUCCAAACCAAACAGCUGGCACGGAGAUCGAAAAGCAGAAGAGCAAUGAGGGGACUGCAAGCAUCAAGGAAGAAGGGGAGGCCGAAAGGGCUGCACCCGCCACCAUCAAUCCAACUGGGGAGCAUACGUGGCUCUCUCGCGGAAAGCCAUCAAAGAAGCAGUUUGUCCCUUGGGGAAAGUAUCAAGGGAAUUUGAUACGCGAGCUCUGGCUCCCUUGGUACCUUCACUUCUACCCGAUCGUCGAAUUCGCGUCAUUCGCGGUCUCUUUCACUGCAUGUGGAUUCCUUCUCGCCAACUUGACGCAGCAGCAAGCUCUCUCGCCGCCGCCAUACAACUUCUCCCCUCAGUCAGUCGGGUUCACAAACUUUGCCAUUCUCGCGGGUGGUUUGAUUGGACUGUUCACUUCGGGACCGUUGUCGGACUGGGUCUCGGACUACUUGACGAAACGAAACAACGGCGUUCGCGAACCGGAGAUGAGGCUUGUCACAAUGAUUCCAUAUGUCUUCAUCAUGAUUCUAGGUUCUGUGGUCGUCGCGGUUGGAUAUGAUUAUCACUGGCCCUGGGAAGCAAUCGUGGUGAUCGGAUACACUUGCUUGGGGAUCCAGGUCACAAGUCUUCCAAGUAUUGCUUCGACAUACGCCAUCGACAGCUACAAACCGAUCACAGGAUCCAUGUUUGUCACGAUCACCAUUAAUAAGAACGUCUGGGGUUAUGGCUUCAGCAAGUACAUCACUCCUUGGGCAGAAAAGGACGGCUUUAUUCCUCCGAUGCUUACCACGAUGGCACUCAUUGUGUUUUUCUGCAGUUUUGGAAUUUUGUUUUGGUAUUUUGGAAAGUACUUUCGAGGCUUGACGAAGGACUCGUUUGUGCAUAGGUUGUAA
Molecule: messenger RNA, 1653 nt
Organism: Ilyonectria robusta
Lineage: Eukaryota; Fungi; Ascomycota; Sordariomycetes; Hypocreales; Nectriaceae
Product: major facilitator superfamily domain-containing protein
Exons: 6
Coding region: 1-1653 (550 amino acids)
Biological process (GO): transmembrane transport
Molecular function (GO): transmembrane transporter activity
Source: RefSeq, a predicted model, not a curated record